Messenger RNA from Anopheles maculipalpis, 2404 nucleotides. RefSeq lists its product as uncharacterized. Bases 17 to 2404 code for a protein of 795 amino acids. The record is from RefSeq and is a predicted model, not a curated record. Gene Ontology annotation, biological process: signal transduction. Gene Ontology annotation, molecular function: GTPase activator activity. The transcript is spliced from 6 exons. NCBI's taxonomy places the organism in Eukaryota, Metazoa, Arthropoda, Insecta, Diptera, Culicidae.
AAACGAGUAUAGCGAAAUGUCUAGCUGGGCCCAGCGGAUGCACCGCCGGGCGGCAACCUUUGGCAGCGUGGUAACAUCGUGCGGCCAUCCCGGUACACCCUAUCCGCACCGGCUGGAGAAGGUGAAGUUUGGCGUACCGCUGGAAGAGGUAUGCAAGAACGACAUCCCGGGUCCACUGCUGGUGUUAAUACUGAAGCUCAACAAGGAAGCUCCGUGCCGGAAGGAUGUGUUCCGUGCGCCCGGCAAUCAGGGUGCGAUGAAGAAGUUGAUCCACUUCCUGCAGCAGGGUCGGCUGGUGAACGUGGACAACUAUUCCGUCUACACGAUUGCCAGUGUGCUGAAAAAGUUUCUGCGCAAGAUCCCGGGCGGAGUGUUUGGGCGGGAAGGUGAGGCGGAACUGUUCCAGAUAGUGGACCUCGACGAUGAGGUGCAGCAGCAGGAGAAGAUACACAGACUACUUAUGUCACUGCCAGGCCACACGCAGCGUUUGCUGGUGUUGCUGUUUGGAACAUUCCGCGUGAUCGCCAGCAACUCCGAACGAGCCGAAACGGGUAUGACGAGCGAAGCGCUGGGAGUCUCGGUGGCGCCCAGCUUCUUCCAGUCCUGUGUCAGCGACGGCAAAACGGCACGGAUGAAGGAUGUGCUGCGUUUUAAGGUGGCGACCAGAAUAAUGAAACAGAUGAUAGAACAAUUCACUGCCUGUGAUCUGUUCGGACGCGUCAACUAUGAGUAUUAUGCGCGUGUAACCGGGCGUGUCCUGCGAGUACAAGACGAAUGGAUAUGCUCGUUCCGUUAUCCACCACCGCCACGAGGCAAAACGGCACAGCAGCAUUAUGCACUAAAACUAGCUUUAGAGACCGAAAAAACCUGGCUGCAGUGCGAAUGUGAACGAUGGGGUCUAAUUGCCCAGGAAGAAUCGCACUCAACACCGGCCCUAUUGACGACGGGCGGUCCGAACGUAGGUAACUCGGCUGUAUCUCUCGGCAUCAUUCCAGAGCACUCAUUGCUUGAAUCAUGCGCUCGGCUUUCUGUGUCGCUUGAAGGCCCAGGGAUAUUCAAUGUGCAAAAGUCCAGCUGCUCCUCGUCGUCCCAUUCGUCAUCGUCCAAUACACGCUCCGGCUCGCAACAUCACAUGACCAUGGACGAGCUGCGGGCCGUUAAUCGGUACGCGGAAAGUACGAAGAGCCUUUCCUACCUGCCGCAGGUGCACGAACGGCAAGCGGCAAGGAUGCGCACCCGAUCCGAAUGGUUCCUCGGUGCACGGGGCAGCUCGCUCGAGCUGUGCCACGACGGUACCGGCUCGUUAAUACAUCCACAGAUUGUGACGUCGACGCCGAUCCCGGGAGCGAUCGGUCAUGGGCACCAUCAUCCGCACGGAAUAAUCGGUACCUAUGAUAGUAUAGAUCAUUUGAACGAUGUUGAUGUUAACCAAGACCAAGAGAACCACAACCACAACCACCAUCAUCAUCAUCCGCACUGUCACUAUAAACAAUAUCAUUACAAUCAUAACACUCAUGCGCAACACACUCCUCCGGAAGAAGUGCAAAUGUCUAGUGAUUCUUAUUCGCCUUGCUGCACCACCGCUAUUAAUAUUGUACACCCUUCAUCACGUAACGCUAGUAACAGCAGUCGUGUCGUGUGCUUAUCAAACGAAGAUCAUCUUAUCCUUCCAUCCUGUGGUAGCUCUCCGUGUUCCUCCCCUGUGAAGGAGCAGCAACAGUCCAACGAAGGAUCCGCGUAUAAGCAACAGUACGGCCAUUUUUCCGACGAGGAUAAUAAUAUGGCUCCCAGCAGCGAGGACGACGAUGAAGAUGGUGACGAUGUGAUGAUGCUUGACGAGCUCGAUGGUGAUGAGAGUGAUUUUGCAAUCACCCAAAGCCAUCAUUUCGAUAUGCGCGCGGAAAAUCAACGUCGUCGGAGGCGUCGUGCCUUACUGCGGCGUAACUCUUACGAUCGGUUAGUAGCGUCGGGAUCUUUCCUGCCAAGGGAAGAAUCCUUUCCUAAACCCGCUGUCGCUAGUGGUGAAAUAGCUAGUGGAUCAGGCUUGUCCAGACGACCAGUUUCUGCUCCGUCCACAGGGGAGAACGGGAGUAAACCAACCGGACGCUCCCGAAAAGCAUCCGGAGAGCAUAGCAUCACUAAUCCUAACACUACUGUUGCAGCUGCUUCUACUUCAAGCAACAAAAAUACCACCGUACCUAACCCAUCCUCUUCCAUUUCCUCGCGACGAACUCCUUUGAUAGCUUCAAACAAUGACAGUAAGCUCGUUAGCCGUAAAGUGCAUAAACGGCGCAGCAGCAGUGUUAGUCAAUCGAUCUCGGUCGGAAAUGGAAAUUCUACCACGCUUUCGCGCCAAAGCAAUCUUUCGAUGAUUGUGUUUUCGGUUUUAGAUUUCCUAUUCUAA